Messenger RNA from Salarias fasciatus (jewelled blenny), 1891 nucleotides. It is a transcript of the gene sftpbb, whose product is annotated as surfactant protein Bb. NCBI's taxonomy places the organism in Eukaryota, Metazoa, Chordata, Actinopteri, Blenniiformes, Blenniidae. The coding region runs from base 116 to 1186 and encodes 356 amino acids. Gene Ontology annotation, cellular component: lysosome. The transcript is spliced from 11 exons. The record is from RefSeq and is a predicted model, not a curated record. Gene Ontology annotation, biological process: sphingolipid metabolic process.
AUAGGCUGAGACGCUCAAUCUGCGUUUCCGGAGCGACUCGGACAACAAUAACACUGCUGUUUGUUUUUUAGGAGGAUCAUCUGCGCUUCAUUUCCGUACUCUGCUCCCUGAAGACAUGGCAGCCUCGGCGUUUGUCCUGCUGAUCGUGGCCCUGUCUUUUAGCUCCGGAUCCUCCAGGCUCAUCAUCGACCCUGUGUCUUUAAUCAGUCAGGCAUCUCUGACUGUGGAUAUGUGUCCAGAAUGCAGUGAGAUCAUUCAGCUGUCCACUAACAUGAUUUCCAGCAGUGACACUAAGGAGACUGUGUACAAAGCCCUGCAUGCUUUGUGCCAGCGCCUUCCCAAAGAACAGGCGUAUGAAUGCGAGGCUCAGCUGAAGACUUACCUACCAAAGGUCCUGCAGCAAACACCUGCACACCUGAAACCACGAGAAACCUGUGAGGCUUUUGGACUCUGCGCUUUGGGCAACAAGGAAAAACAGAAACUUCUCCACUCUGAGACCGAUAAAGCAGAAUCCAGCUCUGCACUCGCUUCUGAAACUAAGGAGCAAUUCAAUCCGGUUUGCACCCUGUGCCUGUUUAUCAUAAAGAAGCUGGAGACUCUGUUGCCUCAAAAUGUGACUGAGGACACUUUGAAGGAGCUCAUGGGGGAAGUCUGUGAUCUCAUACCAAAAAGCUACAAAGACCAGUGUGAUGAUUUUGUCGACAAAUACGGCGUGGAGAUCGUGGAGUUUCUUUUGUCCUCUGCCGCGCCUCACACCAUCUGCACUCUCCUGCACCUCUGCUUGUUUAACGAGCAGCCCGUUCCAGAGGUGAUCAAGCCCCUGGACUGUGAGUCCUGUCGCACCCUGGCCGUGCUGAGCCGACUGCACCUCGGCCUCAACGCCUCUGAAUCUCAGACUUCUGCCUUCCUGGACUCCGUGUGUGACCUUCACCCCCGUGCCAUUCCCAAGUGUGAUGCCUUCACCAGAGUCUAUGGCUCACAGCUGCAGAAGGUUUUGGGAAACCAGAUGGACGCUCCACAUGUUUGUGAAAAAGUGGAUCUGUGCAUCGCCUCAAAGAAGGUGGAGCUGCUGGGGAAGAAUCACUGUACUUGGGGACCGAGCUACUGGUGCAGAGACAUCGAAACUGCUCAGAAAUGUGGCAAUCAGGCCUUCUGUGAGAGAUACAUGUGGAAGAAGAAUGUGUGAAGCACCCUGCAAAGCCGACUGCAGCGUUCAAUUUAGGAGCGCACGAUGACUCACUUUCUUCAAAUGUGAUGUGUUGACAAGCAAUGAUAUUUUAGAAAUGUUACGCACUAACAAGCUACUUAGUUUCCACGUAAAUGAUGAGUUUCACAUGCUGUUGUUGAUGUCCAUGAAUCUCUAUGAUGAAGUAUUAAGGUUUGCAUGAAGUCUUACAAAACUGAGGCUGGGCUUCAGUCAGAAAUUUCUGUUUGUGCUGUGAUUUGUGAACAUAGUUAAGAUUAUUACUGCAGAUGCACUAUGAAUGUGAGAACGUGUAAAAGCCAUCAGAUGAGCUCUUAUAUCUUAAAUGGCACCAGAGAACUACUUCACCUGCUCUAUAAUUCUUCUGAUGACAAUCCUGGACUCAGAUGACCACAUAGCAAUAAAUCAAUAAAACUUCUGAAAUGACAUAAAACCAAGGUUGUGUUGGUAAAAUGUGACAUGCAGUCAGAUCUGUGGAUUAUAUCUGGUUUAUUAAGAAACUUCAACAUAUUAAAAACAUCAAACUGUGAAGAAGACAUGUCAACAUUUACAUGUGUUUGCUUUUUUUUCUGAGAUGUACAAAAUGUCCAGAUGUUCUCUUGAAACUCUCAAUGCCUGAUUGUAUAAAAAUCACCUUGGAGACCCAUUGUAAAUCCAAAUAAAUGACCAAAGGUUUGCUGAUCCACA